UGUGAAGCAUUUUUCAUCAAACCUAAAAAAAAAAACAAAUAUCUAACCAAAAAAAAAAAGAGGGAAUAAUCUUUUGAUAUGUGAGCUUCUCUUACAACCCUAUAAACUACCAAAAUCCUCUUGUGUUAGAUUAUCAUCAACUGAAAAGGUUCUUGUAAUGGAGAGUACAGAUUCUUCCGGUGGUCCUCCCCCGCCGCAACCUAACCUUCCUCCAGGUUUCCGUUUUCACCCAACCGAUGAAGAGCUCGUCGUUCACUACCUCAAACGCAAAGCUGCCUCCGCUCCUUUGCCUGUCUCCAUCAUCGCUGACGUUGAUCUCUACAAGUUCGAUCCUUGGGAACUUCCUGCUAAGGCAUCGUUUGGAGAACAGGAAUGGUACUUCUUUAGUCCUAGAGACCGUAAGUAUCCGAACGGAGCGAGGCCAAACAGAGCGGCCACGUCUGGUUACUGGAAAGCCACCGGUACUGAUAAACCGGUGCUAGCCUCCGACGGUAACCAAAAAGUCGGCGUGAAGAAGGCACUCGUCUUCUACAGUGGCAAACCUCCAAAAGGUAUUAAAAGUGACUGGAUCAUGCAUGAGUACCGUCUCAUCGACAACAAACCAAACAAUAGACCACCAGGAUGUGAUUACGGCAACAAGAAAAACUCCCUAAGGCUUGAUGACUGGGUGCUAUGUCGAAUCUACAAGAAGAACAACGCGGGACGACACGUUGAUAACGAAAAGGAUAAUGAUAUGAUCGACUACAUCUUCAGGAAAAUCCCUUCAGGACUCAACAACAAUGUCUCAAGAUCAAUGAACUUCUUCCCGGGAAGAUACUCCGGUGGUUACGGGCUUUUCUCCGACGGUGAUCCCGGUUUGUACGACGGAAGCGGCAUGAUGUGCAGCAACGGAGCUGAUGCAGUUAAUCUCAAUGUCUGUAACGGUAACCUUAGCUCCGAGGUUGUCGGUAACGGUUUGAACCCUGUUUCUUCCUCUGGACCGAUGAUGAUGAUGGCUAAUCUGAAACGAGCUCUACCCGUGCCGUAUUGGCCUGUGGCUGAGGAAGAGCAGGAUGUAUCUCCGAGCAAAAGGUUUCACGGUGUCGGAGGAGGAGGAGGAGGAGGAGACUGUUCGAACAUGUCUACAUCGAUGGUGGAGGAGCCACCGCCACUCAUGCAGCAGCAAGGUGGUGUGUUAGGGGAUGGAUUAUUCAGAACGGCGUCGUACCAACUACCUGGUUUAAACUGGUACUCUUCUUAAACCGGUCUGUGUGAAAUGGUGACAAGUGUCG
Molecule: messenger RNA, 1271 nt
Organism: Eruca vesicaria subsp. sativa (arugula)
Lineage: Eukaryota; Viridiplantae; Streptophyta; Magnoliopsida; Brassicales; Brassicaceae
Source: the annotation of a GenBank genome assembly